This is a messenger RNA of Sclerotinia sclerotiorum 1980 UF-70, 228 nucleotides long. RefSeq lists its product with no specific name. The coding region runs from base 1 to 228 and encodes 75 amino acids. NCBI's taxonomy places the organism in Eukaryota, Fungi, Ascomycota, Leotiomycetes, Helotiales, Sclerotiniaceae. The transcript has 3 exons. The record is from RefSeq and is a predicted model, not a curated record.
AUGCCUAAAGACAAUGUCUGUGUGUGGACUAUAUUGACAAGUUCUUACUGUCGCAGAUCUUCUGAUAUCGAAGAACUAAAUUCCCUCUCGACUGCCUUUGGUCUAAUCAAAGGCGAAAUACCCAGCACGGCUCCAACGGCCGCAAUAUUAGUUUCUGAUCAAGAUUACUCCGAACGUCCUAACCGGCACAUCAUCAACACCACACCACCUCCUUUUGCUGCAAUUUAA